CCAGCUAGCCAACCUUGUGCAAUGGCCCCCGGUAUCUUGGCGAUAAGGCUAACCAGUGGCUAACCACUCUAUCGAUAGAGCUCGCAUGUAGAAUUAGCCCCGUAAAAAGUAUCGUAAAAAAGUAUCUUGAGCUUCUGCCCAAAAAGCCGCUUCUGCUUGGUGGUUACGUCAAUUCCAAUCCGCAUUCGAGUUCGGGUUCUCGUGCAGUUAUUGCCUUGAAUGCUGAGCGAUGAGGUCGUGGCCUGUCCUUUUCUGGCUGCUGACCCUGGCGCUCCUGGCGGAUGGAGGUCAUCGCGAGUCCCAGCUUCGGAUCGGCAAGGCCAUCAAUAUAUUCUUGCGCUAUGGCUACCUGAGUAUCUCCAUGCGGGUGAUACCGCUCAAUGACAACGUGGAGCCGGAGCGUUGGGUGUUUAAGGAGCCCACCAGGAAUAUCUACAGGAACCUGAGUGGCUUGGAGGAGAGCCAUGAGGACACCACGCCGGGCAUCUUUCACGGGGACUUUCACAUGGAGUUCUGCGAGAACCGGAGGCAGUUGUUUCAAGCAUAUUUCCGGGACUUCUCCAUCGAGCACAUGGACAAGCCGUGGGAGGCGUUCUCGGGCGGAUGGUUUCCGGACAAUGCGGCCAAGAAGCUGGGCAUCAAUACGUCCUUCAUCCAAGGCGAUUACUCGUACGUUUUGGUGAGGGUGGUGCGAUUCAGGGAGACGGGUCGCCUGAAGGCCGAGAUCCCGGAGCAGCAGCCCCUGGAACCGGAUGUUAGGUAUCGCAUGGAUCAGGUGGAAAUCGGGAAUAUAACGUCCGCAGUUCGAUUUAUGGAAACGGUGGGCACGCACUAUGUGAACUCGUACACCACCGGCAAUUCGCUGUACCAGGUGUUUGUGUACAGCCGCAAGAACUACAGCAUGAUCAAGGAGCGAAUCAAGAGCAAGGGCCUGAAUGGCCUCUCGAAGCUGGAUCUCUACAACUACUUUGCACCCUGGUUCGCCGCGCAUCUCGGCCGCAUUCGAUCGGCCAGCGCCAAUGCGACGGUGGAACGUUGGGCCAACCGGAAGCUGCAGUACGAGUACUAUGUGGUGAAGUACGUGACCCUGCUGAAGCUGCACGGGAAUAGUACGCUCCUGCGAUCGCUGGACGCGCUGCUGGGCAACGAUGCCAUCCUGCAGCUGGACCUCAGGUCGCUGAAGCCCCUCUUCCGGGGGGAGCCGGAAAAGGAGAGCUGGUACCACGAGGUCCUCGACAACAACAUGAAGCUCUGGGAGCUCAACAUGCCGCAAAGUCUCUCCAGCCGAUAGGAGGAUAUC
Messenger RNA from Drosophila takahashii, 1300 nucleotides. It is a transcript of the gene tsl, whose product is annotated as membrane-attack complex domain containing protein torso-like. Lineage: Eukaryota; Metazoa; Arthropoda; Insecta; Diptera; Drosophilidae. The record is from RefSeq and is a predicted model, not a curated record.